CCUCUUGAUGCCCUCUGCUUUCUCCCUCCCUUCACUCAGGAUGCUUCAGACCUUGUAUGACUACUUCUGGUGGGAACGGCUGUGGCUGCCUGUGAACUUAACCUGGGCUGAUCUAGAAGACCGAGAUGGACGUGUCUAUGCCAAAGCCUCAGAUCUCUACAUCACACUACCCCUGGCCUUGCUCUUCCUCAUCAUUCGAUAUUUCUUUGAGCUUUAUGUGGCUACACCACUGGCUGCCCUUCUGAAUGUAAAGGAGAAAACUCGGCUGCGGGCACCUCCCAAUCCCGCCCUGGAGCAUUUCUACCUGACCAAUGGCAAGCAGCCCAAGCAGGCAGAUGUGGAACUGUUGUCACGGAAGAGUGGGCUCUCUGGCCGCCAGGUAGAGCGCUGGUUCCGCCGCCGUCGCAACCAGGACCGACCCAGUCUCCUCAAGAAGUUCCGAGAAGCCAGCUGGAGAUUCACAUUUUACCUGAUUGCUUUCAUUGCCGGCAUGGCCGUCAUUGUGGAUAAACCCUGGUUCUAUGACAUGAAGAAAGUUUGGGAGGGGUAUCCCAUACAGAGCACCAUCCCUUCCCAGUACUGGUACUACAUGAUUGAACUUUCCUUCUACUGGUCCCUGCUCUUCAGUAUUGCCUCUGACGUAAAGCGAAAGGAUUUUAAGGAACAAAUCAUCCACCAUGUGGCCACCAUCAUCCUCAUCAGCUUCUCCUGGUUUGCCAAUUACAUCCGGGCAGGGACUCUUAUCAUGGCUCUGCACGACUCUUCUGACUACCUGCUUGAGUCAGCCAAGAUGUUUAACUAUGCGGGAUGGAAAAACACCUGCAACAAUAUCUUCAUUGUCUUCGCCAUUGUCUUCAUCAUCACUCGACUGGUCAUCCUGCCCUUCUGGAUCCUGCAUUGCACCGUGGUAUACCCGCUGGAGCUCUAUCCUGCCUUCUUUGGCUACUACUUCUUCAAUUCCAUGAUGGGAGUGCUACAGCUGCUGCAUAUCUUCUGGGCUUACCUCAUUUUGCGCAUGGCCUACAAGUUCAUAACUGGAAAGCUGGUAGAAGAUGAACGCAGUGAUCGUGAAGAAACAGAAAGUUCAGAGGGGGAGGAGGCUGUAGCUGGAGGAGCAGCAAAGGGCCGAUCCCUAGCCAAUGGCCAUCCCAUCCUCCUUAACAACCAUCGUAAGAAUGACUGAACUGAGGUCUCUGCUGCCCCCCAGACUGAUGUGUAAAGCCAAGGAACUGCCCCACCUUCCCCACAGGGUCACUUUAAGCUCUGGGGAGAAAGGCGAGGGAGGAGAGGUCUCUGUGCCCUCCCCAUUUGUCACCCAAUUGCCUUUAAACCAAAUUCUUAUUUAUCUUAUCCUCAUGUGGAGGGGAGGUUGGUUAUAUCCUCUUAGAGGGGGAUGGUCUUAUUUUCCUCUCUGUCCUCCAAGUUGUCCUUUACAUUGCUUUUGAGACCCUUCCUAAACUCUGAGGGUGGAGUUUACAACUCACAUUCCUUACACUUCAGAAUUUGGCCUGAGCUGUUUGCCUUUGACUCCCUGACCUCCAGAGCCAGGGUUGUGCCUUACUGUCCCACCUGUGGGCCUCACUCUGCCAAAGUUGGACCACCUUUCUAAACACUCUACUUGGGCCAGAAACCAAAGCGGAGCUGCCUUUAACCUCUUCCCUUCUAAGACCCAAACAGUCGAGUGUAGGAGGGUACACAUGACCCUUACCCUACCUCUGCCAAAAGUAGGGACUGUGCAAACGGUCUUUUCUUCAUGUUAUUCUCUGCCAGCUACCCCUGUAGCCACAGGUCCAAAAUCUAGCUGCCUUUCUCUGAUAUCUUCCUCUUCUCUUCAGCUAGGCAAGCUGGUUUGGAGUAGAAUGGCAACUAGUUUUAAUUUUUAUUUAUUAAACAUGCGAAAUUUUGGUUUUAAAGCCAGAAUGACAGCUAGCACCUGGCAUUUCAGCAGAGGGACCAUUUCAGACCAAAAUGUACUGUUAAUGAUUUUUUUUUUUAAAUUAAAAUAUAUUAAAGAUUAAGUAAAACAU
Orycteropus afer afer is the source of this 2027-nucleotide messenger RNA. RefSeq names its product ceramide synthase 2 (gene CERS2). Gene Ontology annotation, cellular component: membrane. Gene Ontology annotation, molecular function: sphingosine N-acyltransferase activity; DNA binding. Gene Ontology annotation, biological process: ceramide biosynthetic process. The record is from RefSeq and is a predicted model, not a curated record. NCBI's taxonomy places the organism in Eukaryota, Metazoa, Chordata, Mammalia, Tubulidentata, Orycteropodidae.